Bipolaris zeicola 26-R-13 is the source of this 3282-nucleotide messenger RNA. RefSeq lists its product as uncharacterized. Gene Ontology annotation, biological process: protein import into nucleus. Gene Ontology annotation, cellular component: cytoplasm; nucleus. The record is from RefSeq and is a predicted model, not a curated record. The transcript is spliced from 6 exons. Gene Ontology annotation, molecular function: nuclear import signal receptor activity; small GTPase binding. Bases 1 to 3282 code for a protein of 1093 amino acids. Lineage: Eukaryota; Fungi; Ascomycota; Dothideomycetes; Pleosporales; Pleosporaceae.
AUGUCUGUUCUACCCGCAGAGGUCCACACGGCGCUGGCCACCCUGCUACAGGGCCUCCAGUCGCCCGACAACGUCCAGCGCACCGCAGCAGAGCAGCAGCUGAAUGAAGAAUGGGUUGCCCAGAGGCCCGAAGUGCUCUUGAUGGGUCUCUCUGAGCAGAUUGAGCUGGCCCAGGAUACAUCGACACGAACCUUUGCCGCCGUCAUCUUCAGGCGACAGUCAUCCAAGCCUCGAAAGGCACCUUCAGGCCAGACCGCCGACCUGUUCCUGACCCUCAAUCCCGCUGAGCGAGAGGCCAUACGCGCCAAGCUGCUCCAAUGCCUGGCCAACGAAACCGACACCUCGGUACGGACAAAGGUGGGAGAUGCCGUAGCAGAGCUCGCCCGCCAGCACACCGACGAAGGUGUCGCAUGGCCGGAACUGCUAGGCGCCUUGUUCCAGGCCAGCCAGUCGCAAGACCCCGCACAGCGCGAGAACGCCUUUAGGAUAUUCUCAACCACCCCGCAGAUCAUCGAGAAGCAGCAUGAAGAUGUGGUCAUGACUGCCUUCAAGGGUGGAUUUGCCGACAGCGAGUCGUCGGUUCGCAUUGCUUCUGUUGAGGCGUUCGCCUCUUUCUUCCGCUCCAUCACCAAGAAGGCGCAGUCCAAGUACUACUCACUCAUUGGCGAGAUUCUCAACAUCCUACCACCGAUUAAAGAUUCCGGCGAUGCAGACCUGCUCACAAAGGCUCUCAUCUCUCUUAUCGAUCUGGCCGAAGUGGCGCCAAAAAUGUUCAAGCCGCUGUUUAACAGCCUUGUGCAGUUCAGCAUCUCGGUAAUCCAGGACAAGGACCUCGGAGAGACCGCUCGCCAGAAUGCGCUGGAGCUCAUGGCUACAUUCGCCGACAAUGCUCCAGUUAUGUGCAAAAAGGAUCCAAAUUUCACAAACGACAUGGUCACUCAAUGUCUGUCUUUGAUGACCGAUGUCGGCGCUGACGAUGACGAUGCGGAGGAAUGGAAUGUUUCAGAAGAUUUGGAUGAAGAGAGCGACUCGAACCAUGUCGCUGGUGAGCAAUGCAUGGAUCGUUUGGCCAACAAGCUUGGUGGACAGGCUAUUUUGCCCCCAACCUUCAAUUGGCUCCCCCGUAUGAUGACUUCCUCGGCUUGGCGCGACAGGCAUGCUGCUCUCAUGGCCAUCUCAGCUAUUUCCGAAGGCUGCCGCGAGUUGAUGGUUGGAGAGCUCGACAAGGUCCUUGAUCUCGUACUUCCUGCGCUUCGGGACCCCCAUCCCCGUGUUCGAUGGGCCGCCUGUAACGCUGUCGGUCAAAUGUCAACCGAUUUUGCGGGAACCAUGCAGGAGAAGUACCACCAGGUUGUCUUGCCAAACAUCAUCCCCGUUUUGGAAUCCGCAGAACCUCGCGUACAGGCACAUGCAGCUGCUGCUCUGGUCAACUUUUGCGAGGAGGCUGAGAAGAACAUUCUUGAGCCAUAUCUGGAUCAGCUACUGAACCACCUGUUGAUGCUUCUGCAAAGCCCCAAGCGUUUCGUCCAGGAGCAGGCUUUGUCUACCAUUGCCACUGUUGCUGAUUCUGCUGAGGCCGCCUUUUCCAAAUACUACGACACUCUAAUGCCGCUAUUGUUCAACGUAUUGCAAGAAGAGCAGUCCAAGGAGUACCGUCUACUCCGCGCAAAGGCUAUGGAGUGCGCCACCCUCAUUGCUCUUGCUGUUGGCAAGGAUCGGAUGGGCCAAGAUGCGCUCAACCUCGUCCAGCUCCUUGGACGUAUCCAGAACAGCGUUUCCGAGCCUGACGACCCGCAGGCGUCGUAUCUGCUUCACUGCUGGGGACGUAUGUGCCGUGUCCUUGGUCGCGAAUUCGUACCUUUCCUCGCCGGCGUCAUUCCACCACUCACUGAGCUGGCCGGUGCCAAGGCCGACAUCCAGUUGCUUGAUGACGAAGAUCAGGUUGCCCAGAUCCAGGACGAGGAAGGCUGGGAACUCGUGCCACUCAAGGGCAAGGUCAUUGGUAUCAAGACGAGCAUUCUUGAUGACAAGCACAUGGCUAUUGAGCUAAUUGUCAUCUAUGCCCAGGUUCUGGAAGACGCUUUCGAGCCAUAUGUUAACGACAUCAUGGAGAAGAUCGCCCUGCCAGGUUUGGCCUUUUUCUUCCACGACCCUGUUCGAGUCGCCUCGGCCAAGUGUGUGCCCACUCUGCUUAAUGCAUACAAGAAGGCCCACGGCCCUGAGUCCCCACAAUUGGGCGACCUCUGGAAACGUACAGUGGAGCGCGUGCUCGAAGUCUUGAGCACUGAGCCCGCUAUUGAUACUCUGGCCGAGAUGUACCAGUGCUUCUACGAAUGCCUCGAGUGCAUUGGCCGAAACUGCUUGACCGACGCACACAUGACAACUUUCAUCGAGUCCGCUAGGAGUGUGCUUGAAGACUACAACGUGCGCGUCAAGGAACGUCUCGAAGAGCAAGCCGAGAACGAGGACGGAGAGGAAGCGUCUGAAGACAUUCUCUUUGCCAUUGAAGAUGACCAGAACCUGCUUUCCGACAUGAACAAGGCAUUCCACAGCAUUUUCAAGACCAUGGGCACCGCUUUCCUCCCACAUUGGGCUGUGUUGAUUGAGUACUAUAGUAUGGCAGCCGUCAACCAGGACCCAACUCAGCGCCAGUGGGCUAUUUGCAUAUACGACGAUGUGCUUGAAUUCUGUGGCCCAGAGUCCUGGCAAUACAAAGACCAGAUCAUGCAGCCACUCAUUGAUGGCAUGCAGGACGACGUGCCAGCCAACCGUCAGGCAGCAGUAUAUGGUGUGGGUGUUGCCGCUCACAAAGGUGGUGAGAACUGGUCGGAGUUUGUCGCUGCAUCGCUGCCGACACUCUUCAAUGUCACCCAGCGACCAAACGCCCGCACUGAUGACGACAUUUUCGCAACCGAGAAUGCUUCAGCUGCGAUAGCUAAGAUCUUGCACUACAACGCGAGCAAGGUCCAGAACUGGGACAAUGUUGCUGCGGCCUGGAUAGAUACGCUACCAAUCACCAACGACGAGGAGGCUGCACCAUACGCGUACGCUUUCUUGGUGCAGUUGAUUGAGCAGCAAAACCAGGCUGUCUUUUCUCAACCUGCUAAGAUCUUCAACUAUGUGGUCCACGCCCUUGAAGCCGAGACUCUACAGGGACAGACUGCCAACCGCAUAGUCGCCUCCGUCAAAGCUCUGGUUCAAGCCACAAGUACCGACCUGGCUCAAGCUGCCGCGUCUUUGACCCCAGAUCAACAGCGCACAGCGCAGGCGUACUUUAGCUAA